Molecule: messenger RNA, 3200 nt
Organism: Linum trigynum
Lineage: Eukaryota; Viridiplantae; Streptophyta; Magnoliopsida; Malpighiales; Linaceae
Source: the annotation of a GenBank genome assembly
UCAAUACUGACUGACUGGCCAGCUCAUGCUAAGCUAAGAACUUUGAUUAACAUACUCAUCCGUACAAAUUAUGUGCCGGUGAUUCCAAUGUUAUGAAUUUUGUUUUCUUUAUCUGGCAUUGUUUCUUUGCUUUAUGUAAGGGAUGUUUCUGUAUGGGACAACAUUUCUCCAUCGGUUGUAAUCGAUCCAAUGUAGAAUGACAGUUGGGGGUGGUCUGGCUUUUGGUCUUUGUUAGGUGACUUGGGACGAGCCGGAGAUGCUGCAGAAUGUGAAACGAGUCAGCCCGUGGCUGGUCGAACCGGUCACAAACAUACCGAUGAUCCAACCAUCGGGUUUCUCCUCACCGCCGAGAAAGAAGUUUCGUUUCCCAACAGGACCGCUCGACUUCCCACUCGACGGGCAGUUCCAGUUGCCUUCGUUUUCAGGCAGCAACAACCACCCCCUCUCGUCCAGCAGCAGCCCAUUGUAUUAUCUGUCAGAUAACAGUGCACCUGCAGGCAUUCAGGGAGCCAGGCAUGCUCGUAUCGGGGUAUCUUUAUCCGAUCUCCACCACCUUAAUCACAACAAACUCCCCCAACCGCCAUCCAGCGGGUCAUUCCUCCGCAAUCUCCAGCAGUUCAAUCCACUACCGCCAGCACCACCAUCAAAUCAUUCUAGAUUCUUGGAAACCGGCAGUGAGAGCAUAUCCUGCUUGCUAACCAUUGGAAAUGGCAACUCUAGUUCUUCUUCAAGCCCCGAGAAGCCUUCUUAUUCUUCAUCAUCUUCUCAAGAGAAGAAGAAACAGUUCUUUCUCUUUGGCCAGCCAAUACUCACCGAGCAGCAGAUCUCCCACAACCGUUCUGGCGAAUCCAUCUCAAGAAAUUCGCCCGAUGAGAAGCAACUCUCAUCGGAGGAGAAAUCCUCCAGUGCUGGCGGCGGGCAUUCAUCACGGAACCAGAGUUGUUUAUCGGAUGGUGGGUCGCAAACUUGCAAGGUGUUCAUAGAAUCAGAGGAUGCAGGACGAACGAUCGACCUCACUGCCUUUGCUUCGUACGAGGAGCUGUACACAAGGCUGGCAAACAUGCUUGGAAUGGAAAGAACCGCGAUACUCAACCACGUUGUCUAUCACGAUACAGCUGGCGUUGUAAAACGAACUGGCGAUGAACCAUUCAGUUUGUUCUCGAGGACUGCAAGUAGGGUUACCAUACUGAUAAAUCCUCCCAGGAAUGACAAUGUUGCAAGGAAACGAAUGAUUCGAAGCGCUGAGAGUGGAUUGGAGGCCUCAAACAAGAGAGGACCCUUGAGUAUAUCCGCUUAGAAGAAGAAGCGACAGCUGCUGCAGAAGAAUAAGAAUCCAAUCCGUUGGAGCGUAGGAAAAGAAAUGGAUGGAGUUGUGAGAGUUUAAAGUGUGAAUCAUAUGUAGAGCUAUCUCUGAAGGCUACAAAAACGACUUUUGACUAUAAUUUGCUUUUUUUUGGAACAUGUUCUUCUGUCCUUGUUGACUAUUGUUAUGCAGAAAGUCUGCUGCUGUCAUGUACUGGAACUUGGUUUUUUCCUCAGAAAAGACCUCUUCCCUUCCAUGGAUAUUGAUUGAACAAGUCAAACUACGAUCCAAUAAAAAUUGAACAUACCUCCUAUUUAUGACAUUUCAUCUCCCCAAAAUUUUAAUCAUUUCAUCGAUUCAUCGCAUUAGAUUACAUCUUCACAUUGAAACUCCUUUCUUCUCCGAUUAUACUGCGCGCGCAUCACAUUUGCAACUUGCAAAGGCUAAACAAAAAUUUGGUAAACGAAAAAAUCGAACUUGAAUCUCCUCACCAACGAAGAGUCGAUGGUGCUAAACGACAAAGAGUCGUGACUUGAUGGAUUAAGUUCGAUUUUGUUAAUUGUUAUUUCGUUCGAGAAAUCAUCUGUAAGAGUGUGCAACUAACUGGUCCGAUGUAAACCGGAAGUAAUUGCGUGGGCCGUGGAGGAUGAGGAAAGAAGGAAAAAGAAAGCAAGAAGGGGAGGAUCCAGAUGUGGCGAGGGCAUGGGGAUUGGAGCGGACCCUGAAAACAUGCUCCGGCCGGGUCGGGCGUGUGUUGACUAAAAAUGACAUCAAGCAAGUUAUUGGUUGCACCAAUUUUGACGCAGCCAGCCUGGAUUCGGGUCGGAUCGGGUCGGUACUCGGUGUGUCGUCGUCGUGGCCAGUCGGUCACUCUCCUUAAAAGUGCAGCUUUUGGCAAUCCCCAGCAAUUGCCAGUCAUUCAUUUUAUUAUUUGUUUUUUCUUUUCCCUCUUAGAAUCUGUUUGAUUAUUAUAAUGAAAUGAUUCUGUGGUUAUGGAAUUCAUCUGCAAAUUGCCAUUGUUUUUACGUUGUCGUCUCCCUUUGGAUUUACAUUUCUUUCUUGGACUCAACGACGUCGUUAAUAAAAAAGUGAGCACACGUGGGGAACGGAGCCGAGUCCAACUCGGGAUAACACGAGGCACGUGGGUGGGUUCCGUCUCUAACGCCGUUUCGGGUGGCCGGGCCUGCCCCCGGUUUCCUUGCCCAGCCCGCCCUCCUCGACCGGUUCAACCACUUUCCCUUUAUUUUCUCAGAUUUGAUCAUUUUCCUUUCUCCAAACAUUCGUUGUGACCUUGUCCAUUGCACCUUGUGAAAAUCAGGGUAUGCCGUUAGUAUUGCACAUCCAUGAUUUCUAACUCGUGGCGGAUUAUAUUAAACUGCGAUUUAGUGUUGUACUAUGUUUUGGAUUCGCCGUUGUUUUUUACAAUAACACAUUGUUUUUUUUUUUCAAUUCCGAAUAGCUUUUAGAAGUGAUUACUUACUUACUAAUUAAUUAACAUUGUAUUUUGAAGACAAUUGAGUGGUGAGUUAUAGCUUAUAAGCACUAAAAGCUCCAUCUUCAAUGGCCGGGCGCGGCUAUUGAAGCAAGACGGUCAACAAUGGGCGUGCAUGGAAUGGACAAUUGGCCAAGACAGAAACAUGGGGAAUCUUCAAUUCCAAAAAUUUCUUAACCCUAAUUUCAUGGUUUUCAGUUCCAAAAAACCCUUAGAUUCAGGGAUGUGCUUGUUUGGUGCCUUUGCCUGGUUGGGGAAAAAACACAGAGAGAGAGAGGCAGAGUUCCUCCAUUGAUGAGAUUGUGAGAAUCUCUAGAAUGGGUGACUUCAAAGAUUUCUGUGGUGGCCAAUUGGGCAUAGAAUGCUGAAUCCUAUGUAUCAAACCACUAAAUGUUUAUUAGAUGU